Messenger RNA from Closterium sp. NIES-65, 1902 nucleotides. Lineage: Eukaryota; Viridiplantae; Streptophyta; Zygnematophyceae; Desmidiales; Closteriaceae. The record is from the annotation of a GenBank genome assembly.
AUGGAAGGGGCCGGAAGUGGCGGGAGGGGGAAACGGGGCGCGAAAAAGAAAGGCGGGACGGAGAAAGUGAAGAAGGAGCUAAAGGGGGUGAUGAAGGCUGUGAUUCGCGAAGGAUCGGGAUUGCCGGUGGAGGACGGUCACCAGGUGGUUUUCCACUGCACCACUCGUGCGGCUUCGGGCCACAUAUGUGAUUCCACCCGAGCCGAACAUGGAGGGUCGGGGCGGCCGCGGCGAGUGGUGGUGGGGGAGAGCCGGCUGGUGGCAGCAUUGGAGCACGGGCUGUGCACCAUGCGGGAGGGCGAGGUGGCACUGUUCAAAGCAGAGCCCUCAGCCCACUACAGCGACCCUGCCUGCCAGAUAAAGCCUCCCCCAGGCGUGCCUGCGGAUGAGGAGCUGCAGCUGGAGGUGGAGGUGGUAUCUGCUGCUGCUGUGUGGGUGCUGGCGGGGAAGCGAGAGAAGAAGGAGGGUGGUGCAGAGGGAGAAGGGGAGGAGGGAAAGGAGGCGGAAGAGGAGGAUGUUGUGUGUGGGUAUGAGGAAGACGAACGGUUUAUCACGAAACAGACGGUUGAAGAGGGGAGAGGUUGGGAGCAGCCGAGGCCGCCGUAUGAAGUCAAGAUCAGGCUGGAGGGUCGCCCUCUGGGCUCGUCAACGCCCUUCUAUGCGCCUGGCACCGCCUCCUCCCCUCCCCUGCACCUCGCUCUGGGCUCAGCGUGGCUCCCGCCAGCGCUCGAUCUCGCUCUCUCGCACAUGCUCACAGGGGAGAAGGCCGUCGUCUUUGCCUCCUCCCCCCACACCAUCCCCCCUGCGCCUGACACCCCUCUCCCUCCACCUCCUCCUGCCAUUGCCCCUGCUCCGGGAACUGCCGAGCCUGACGCUAGGAGUGCCGAGGGUGAGGCUGGGAGUGUCGAGGCUGGGAGGCUCGGGCUGGCUGCUCCGGUGGUUGUGGUGCCGGCGCCACCAGAGGGGGUGGUGGAUGUGGAAUAUCAUGUGCAGCUGGUGAAGAUCGUGCAGGUGCGAGACGUGCUGGGCAACGGGUGUGUGAUCAAGAGAAGGCUUCAAGAUGGGACAGGCGACUUCCCCAUGGACUGUCCGCUGCAGGACUGUGUGGUGCACGUGCACAUGCGCGGCACACUGCCAGAUCAGGGCGGGGCUGAAUUCAUGGACACACGCAAAGGGAGCGAGGGCGAGGGGCAACCUGUGCAGAUCGGCACAGGGGAGGGGAGGCUGCCAGAGGCGCUGGAGGCGAGCAUUCGCCUGAUGCUGCCGGGAGAGGUGGCGCUGGUCUCGAGCACGGCGCAAUACGCCUAUGACUCCUUCCCCAGGCCAGAAGGGGUACCGGCGGGAGCGAGGGUGCAGUGGGAGGUGGAGCUGUUUGGCUUCGAGCGGCCCAAGGGCUGGGAGGGGCUGUCGUUUGAAGAGAUUCUCGCUGAAAUUGACAAAACCAAGCAGUUGGGGAAUACGCUGUACAAGGAGAAGAAAUAUAGCCACGCAUGCAGCAAGUAUGAAAGGCUGCUGAGGGAGAUGAGGCAUGUGCAUCCCAAGGAGGGCGAGGAGGCAAAGCAGUUCAACACCGUGCAGACCGCUCUGCAGCUGAACGUGGCAGCAUGUCAGCAUGGCAUGGCGGAGUAUGCACGGGCCAUAGAAUGGGCGGACAAGGUGCUCACGGAGCAGCCCAACCACUCAAAAGCACUCUACCGGAGAGCAUUAGCUCGCAUCCACUCCGCUGCCUUUGAUGAAGCCAGGGCCGACCUCCAACGGAUGGUUAAGGCAGACCCAUCCACACAGGCAGAUGCCACUGCUGCUCUCGCCAAGCUCAAGAAGAUGGAAGAGGUGAGAGGUUCGACAGAGGUGAGAGGUUCGACAGAGGUGAGAGGCUCGGCAGAGGUGAGAGGUUCGGCAGAG